AUGAGUAAUGCAUAAUUUGCAUAAAAAUUAUUGAGAUAUGAAGGAAGACUUUAUUCCUAGAAUUUGGAAAUGCAAAUAUAAACCUUACAAGAAGUUAAGUAAGAAUUUAAUGGAUAAUAUAAUCAUCAAAGUUUAAUGAAUAUGUUAGCUAAAUACUUUUCAUAUACAAGUAGUUUAGUUCAAAGAAUCAAAAUUAUUGAAAUCAUAUAACAAAAAUUCCCAAUUCUUGUAAAUCAUGUUGAGGAUUGGAAAUAAAUUGUCGAGUAUCUUUAAUAAGAGUGUUUUAGUAGCAAUCAUUAAGUAAAAUAUGAUUUUGAUUUUUAAGUUUAGGAUGUUAUCUCUCCAUGCCUUAAAUUCCAUAGUCCCAGUCUUGAAAGAACAAUAUAGCACUUUUCAUAUAGGAAUUUUUGAUAUUUUUAUCAAUGCCAGCUAUUAGAAAGAACUAUAUAUUGCUAGUCUCGCAUUACUAAAUACAGUCAGACUUCAUCAUUCCUACUCAUUUAUGAAUAAAAUAUCUUAGCUUCCUGAAAUUAAGAUAUUCAAAACCAAAAAGCUCACAAUACUUCUCAAAUGUACAUUAAUGGCCAGGGCUUAAUUUUGUAACACAUUUUGAUUUUAUUGAAUAGGUUUAUUUGAAUAACNUAUCAUAAAAUUAUUAUGAUCAGCAAAUCAUAAAUAUUUAUUUUUGUAAAAAUAACUUAAUUAAAUUUUUACUCGUUAAAUGAACUUGGAUUAAGCAUUCACAUUCGGUUAGGAUUGUUAUAAUCAAGAUUUAAUCAAUCCGUCUAAGCACCCUAAAAUAAGUAAAAAAUCACCAUUUUAUUCAAUUGUCAAACCAACUACGUAUUUUUGUCACAAUAAAAAAGAUCAUAAAAAAAUUAUAGAAUCAAGGAUACAUCAGUUUAAUAAUUAACAUAGACAAUAUAAAAAAAUAUGAAUAAGGAGAAUUAUAAUUCUCGUCAAUGUAAGGUUGUGUUACCUAAACAUACUCGAAAUCCAACAGAUCUGAAUUUAAUGAGAUUUGACACAUCUCCAAAUUCUCAAAUAGAAAUAUCCAACAAUUCAAGAGGGAUUAACUCGUAACAAGACAAUAACAGAAAGCUGUCAUUCAAUACUCCAAAUCAAACUAUUAGAACUUCAUUACCUCCUGUUAAUAAUAAUGAGAAAUAUAGAAAGAUAUCCUUAUCGAUGAAAGAACUCAUUUAAAAACAGAAAUACUGUUAUGAGAUUGGAGAUUAUGAAGAAUUGGAGGCUAUUUUUGAAAAACUAGAUUUACUUUGUGAUUAACUUUGA
Messenger RNA from Paramecium octaurelia, 1293 nucleotides. The record is from the annotation of a GenBank genome assembly. NCBI's taxonomy places the organism in Eukaryota, Ciliophora, Oligohymenophorea, Peniculida, Parameciidae.